Chroicocephalus ridibundus (black-headed gull) is the source of this 1325-nucleotide messenger RNA. RefSeq names its product ubiquitin conjugating enzyme E2 I (gene UBE2I). The record is from RefSeq and is a predicted model, not a curated record. Gene Ontology annotation, biological process: protein sumoylation. The coding region runs from base 256 to 732 and encodes 158 amino acids. The transcript has 7 exons. NCBI's taxonomy places the organism in Eukaryota, Metazoa, Chordata, Aves, Charadriiformes, Laridae. Gene Ontology annotation, cellular component: nucleus. Gene Ontology annotation, molecular function: SUMO conjugating enzyme activity.
CGGAGGCAGGCGGUGCUCGGCCCUGCCGCGGCUGCUCCGGGCCGGGUUCCUCGGCCGGCCGGGCACCGAGACCCAUUGCCGCGCGGCUCCUUUUGUUGUUCUUGCGGCUCCGGUAGCCGUUCGGCUAGUACCGCCUCUGCUACCUUCUUCAGGCCGCAGGCAGGAGGAGACUUUCCAUUCCGGUCCAGAGUUAGCGUGCUUCGAUUAAACCUCAGCCCUUGGCUUUCUCCACCUUCUGAAAAAGGGACUUUGAAUAUGUCUGGCAUAGCUCUUAGCAGACUUGCACAGGAGAGAAAAGCCUGGAGAAAAGAUCAUCCAUUUGGAUUUGUAGCAGUACCUACAAAAAAUCCAGAUGGCACAAUGAAUCUAAUGAACUGGGAGUGCGCUAUUCCAGGAAAGAAAGGGACACCAUGGGAAGGAGGCUUAUUUAAACUACGAAUGCUUUUCAAGGAUGACUACCCUUCUUCACCCCCAAAAUGUAAAUUUGAACCACCGUUAUUCCACCCAAACGUGUAUCCUUCAGGCACAGUGUGUCUCUCCAUCUUAGAGGAGGAUAAGGACUGGAGGCCAGCAAUCACAAUUAAACAGAUCUUGUUAGGAAUACAAGAACUUCUAAAUGAACCAAAUAUUCAAGACCCAGCUCAAGCAGAGGCUUACACAAUUUACUGCCAAAACAGAGUGGAAUAUGAAAAGAGGGUUCGAGCACAAGCCAAGAAGUUUGCACCAUCAUAAGCAUCUGUCAUGCAGCAUCUUAAAAAGGAAGGGAUUGGUUUGGCAAGAACUUGUUUACAAAACUUUUGCAAAAUCUAAUGUUGCUAUGUAAUAUUAAUAUCCACUUAGGGGAGGGGGUUGUAUGUGUGCCAUUUUCCAUAUACGCCACUUGUAUACAGUUCUAAAUUUGCUGAAUUGCCCCCAGUUUUUUCAUACAGGGUCUCUUCCUUCAGUCUUUUGUAUUUUUGAUUGUUAUGUAAAACUUGCUUUUAUUUUAAUAUUGAUGUCAGUAUUUCAACUGCUGUAAAAUUAUAAACUUUUAUACUUCUAUAAAUUCACUAGUAUCUCUAGUUACUUUGCUAUCUGAUGCAGGCAUGCUUUAAAAUGUUAGAACUAUAUUUAGCCUCUAGCUGGCUGUAUGAAAAAAUCAUGCCCUCCACCCCCUUCCCUCCCUGAAUUUGUUUUUCUAUCUUUCAGAAACUAGGUUGUUAUUGCUUAAGAGCCUCUGAGAUCCAAAGUCAGCCAGCAUCCUUAUUCUGCAUCACUUCCUUUGUGUUUAUAUGGCGUUCUGUCUGUGUUGCUGUUUAGAGUAAAUAAACUGUUUAUAUAAAGGG